UUCAUCUUCAACCCCCCACGCGCAAUCAAUCCCCCUUUCUACCCAUAUUUCGUCCUGUGCUGCUUCCUCUCUCUAUAUAUACACACAUAAAUAUAUUUGGAGACAAGUAAAUCAUCUGUCUAGUAUAUUCAGCUCUAACACCAAAUAAUUUAAAAUCUCUCUCUCUCUCUCUCAGCUUUAAGAUCAAGGCAAGUUUCAAUUUUCUAGCCGGUCAGCAACUUCUGGGGCCAUUUCCGACUGCUAAUAGAAGGUUCUUCAAUAUGGAGAUAACCAUGGAGCCGAGUUUUCCUCCAGGCUUCAGAUUUCACCCCACAGAGGAGGAGCUGGUGGGUUACUACCUCGAGAGAAAGGUUAACUCGCUGAACAUCGACUUGGAUGUCAUUAUCGACUUGGAUCUGUAUAGAAUGGAACCCUGGGACAUCCAAGAUAGGUGCAGAUUAUGGUACGAGGAGCAGAAUGAAUGGUAUUUCUUCAGCCACAAGGACAGGAAGUACCCGACUGGAUCUCGCACUAACAGAGCGACGGCGGCCGGGUUCUGGAAGGCGACGGGGAGGGACAAGGCCGUGGUUUCAGGGAACAGAAGGAUAAUAGGAAUGAGGAAAACCCUAGUGUUCUACAGGGGACGAGCUCCAAAUGGAAGGAAAACCCAGUGGAUCAUCCAUGAAUAUCGUCUCCAAACAGCUCAACACGCUCCCCCUCAGGCAAAAGGAUGGGUUGUGUGCCGGGCAUUCAAGAAAUCGAGCCCCAGUCACAUGCCUUGUUACAGUAACAAUGCAUUUUACAAUCAGCUGAAUGAUCAAACCAUUACAUUUCCUCCUCCUCCUCAUCAACCAGCCGAACAAGAGCAUGUCUUCAACCACAUCCACCAUCUUCAUCAAAAUCAACUACUUCUCCCACUUUCGCCGCCGCAGGAAAGCGCCACCCUCUCAACCAGUCCGGCUCCCGGCGGCGGCACCGAUCCGGCGGCGGAACACAACAGCAUAGUCAAGAAAGACUCUGACUUGAAAUAUUUUUUGGAGGAUUUGAUCAAUGCAUCGCUUCUGGAGGCUGAAUCUCCAUUAAUGUUGUCUCAAGAACACGAGCUGUAUGAUCAGAACCACGCUAGCCAUCUGUUCAGCUUUCCUGAUUUGUAGCAAUCCAUAUAUAUAUGUACGUAUGGAGAUAAUACAUUUACUGUAAUGGCGCAGCUAUAUAUAAUGCAGUUGAUUUUACUUCUCUUGGUAAUUAGUUCUCAAAGAAUUUUGAUGGUGAAAGAAAAUUAAAGAGCAGAAGAGGAGAAAGGGCAAAGAUGAAGAUGGCUUGCAGAGGAGCUACACCAUCAUUCAGAUAUAUACAUAUUUUUUUCCUUUAGUUCUUUAUUCUGAAAUUUUAAGUUGUGCAUUACUGGACCAACCAACUGUAGCUACUCACGUCGAUUUCAUUAAUUUUUGUAGAAAUUUAAAGUAUUUGUUAUUUAGAGGUAAAUUUAUUGCAAUUGUACUAUAAAAAUCAAGAAUA
This is a messenger RNA of Diospyros lotus (date-plum), 1497 nucleotides long. Its product is annotated as NAC domain-containing protein 30-like. The transcript has 4 exons. Gene Ontology annotation, molecular function: DNA binding. The coding region runs from base 261 to 1133 and encodes 290 amino acids. The record is from RefSeq and is a predicted model, not a curated record. Gene Ontology annotation, biological process: regulation of DNA-templated transcription. NCBI's taxonomy places the organism in Eukaryota, Viridiplantae, Streptophyta, Magnoliopsida, Ericales, Ebenaceae.